This is a messenger RNA of Juglans microcarpa x Juglans regia, 1553 nucleotides long. RefSeq lists its product as uncharacterized. Gene Ontology annotation, biological process: translation. Bases 288 to 1391 code for a protein of 367 amino acids. The record is from RefSeq and is a predicted model, not a curated record. Gene Ontology annotation, cellular component: ribosome. The transcript has a single exon. Gene Ontology annotation, molecular function: 5S rRNA binding; structural constituent of ribosome. Lineage: Eukaryota; Viridiplantae; Streptophyta; Magnoliopsida; Fagales; Juglandaceae.
UUUAGAUUAUAAAUGAAGCAAUAUUAUACCAAAAAAAAUUGGGGGAAACCUGACAAAAGCGAUGGAUAUUUAAGCGGCCGUAUUCAUUUAUUUCGCGCGCGUGUGAUAGGGAGAGAGAAGCGUCGGUGAUGGGUGUCGCUCCAAUCGAAGGCCAUUGGAGCGUAAACGAACAAGAAUUUUUUUUACAAAGAUUUGACAAGCUCUCUACAUUGAAGUUUUCUGAUUCACGAAACUAAGCGUCGGGACGGCCCGGGUGGUAAGAGCAAUAGUCGCCCACCAGGUGGUUGAUGCUUUGCUCCUUUGAACUCCCGCUCUUUUUCGUAAAUUUGGUUCGCAUUAUACCUAUACUCAUGACAAUGAGUUUCUUGAGAAGAAGUUUCGCCUUCGCAUCCGUGGUGAAUUCGCAUGUUCUUUCAAGACGGUAUCGAUUCUGCACCAACGCCUCCACAACAAUUCUUGAUAAGGAGAAUGAAGCAACCAGACAUUCAGUACCAGCAUCUGAUUAUUCCGAUAGCCUUCAUCUCUCUCCAUUGUUCUCCGAUGUUAAAGGUCAGUCCUGUAGUUAUGAUAUCGAGCUUGUGGACCAUGAUGCCUGGCGAGUUUCGUCCGGAUUAGCUCAAGCAUGGCGAGGCACGGAUGGAGCUUCCACGGGAACGAGCCCUCUCAUGGAGGAACUGGUUGAUGAGGUAGUUGAUUAUAGUUCCCCACCCAUUGAAGCUGAUUCGGAUUUUGAUGACAUUGAUAACAUGAGAAUUCGGGGCAAUCUGUUCUAUAAACUUGACCGGGACUCCAAGGAAUUUGAAGAGUACAGUUUUGACUUCCAUCGGAGGAAAUCUUCAAAGAAAAAGAAUGAUCAAAAUGAAAGAAAAAAAGUUGAGAAGAAGGAUAACAAGAGCCCUAGUUCGUCCUCUAGAGGUGAAAUUCAUCCGAAGGUUUUCAAUAACAAAUGUUCUACGUCUCCGCUUGACGAAGUGGAUAGCUUCUAUGAUGGGAAGAAGAAGCUGAGGACGCCUACUUUCAACCAACUUACGGGUCCUUACCACGAACCCUUUUGCCUGGACAUUUACAUAUCCAAGGCUUCUGUUCGUGCCUGUGUGAUUCACCGAGUGACUAGUAAGGUGGUGGUUGUGGCACAUUCCAUUUCCAAGGAUAUGAAGUUUGAGCUGGCUUCAACGAGGAAUGCCACUGCUUGUGCUGCUGUGGGUUCAGUUCUGGCUCAGAGAGCAUUGGCUGAUGACAUUCAUGAUGUGGUUUACAUCCCAAGGAAGGGGGAUAGAUUGGAGGGAAAGCUUCAGAUUGUGCUUCAGUCUAUCAUUGAUACUGGCGUUAAUGUGAAGGUGAAGCUUAAGCAAAGAAGAUUAAAAAAAGCUGCUCCCUUAUCUACACCUUAGAAACCCGGAUAUUCAGUUUGUUCUUUUCAGCAACUUCAGUAGUUCUUAUUGAGUCUCUUGAUUUGAUAUGAAUAAAUCUCUGUUUUCAUUAGUGUAAACUUUAUGAUUUUGCAACUACACAAUGUUCAAAUCCCGUAAUUUACUGAGACUUGUUUUAGCUUA